This is a messenger RNA of Oryza sativa Japonica Group (Japanese rice), 2275 nucleotides long. RefSeq lists its product as uncharacterized. NCBI's taxonomy places the organism in Eukaryota, Viridiplantae, Streptophyta, Magnoliopsida, Poales, Poaceae. The record is from RefSeq and is a predicted model, not a curated record.
UACACCAACUUUGAAUGCCUCCAUCUGACGACGGUUGACACUUAACCCUCCUCCUCCAACGGCUAUCUCCUCGAUUCUCUCCUCUCCUCUCCAAACCAAACCAAAUCCCCCCAAUGCCCUCGCCGCCGCCGCCGCCACCGCCGCCACCAACCCCCUGACCCACCGCCGCCAUGAUGCCGAGGAUGUCCAAGCCAGCGCCCGCCUCCUCCGCGUCCAAGCCGAGGAGGAGGGCCUCCCCUUCCCCGUCCCCCUCCCCCGGGACGGCGCCCAAGACCGCCAAGAAUGCUGUCGCUGGUGCUGGUGGUGGCGGCCAGCGUCGCCGUAGCCCGCUCACCGAUCUCAACUCCGGUGACGCCUCCGCCGCGCGGGGCGGGUGCUUCAGGUUCCUCGUGUCGUCCGCGUCGUCCGGGUCCAGGUCGAGGACCCCCGUGGCGUCCCCCAAGGUGAAGAAGCCCCGCCCGGAGAUCGGGCGGCGAGGCCGGGUGGUGGCGGCCGCGGAUCAGGAGUCGAGGACCCGGGUGGUGGAGAAGAUGAUGACGAGGGGGAGGGCGGAGACGGAGACGGCGAGGAAGCAUGCGCCGCCGCCGAGGGGGCUGCCGCUUCUUGGCGAGGCCCUGACGCCGCAGAGGAAGGCGGACGCGGGGGCCACGCCGGCGGUGUCCGGGGCGACGCCGCCGAUCCACGCGUCGAUCUCGCCCGAGGUGCUGGCGUGCGGGUCCGCCACGCCGGCGUGCUUCGCGGCGGGGCACCACGUCGUGCCUGGGGUCGCCGACCGCCGCAAGUGCCGGCCCAGGGGCAUCCUGGCCAUCGCCGGGGAAGGGGCGAGCGAGGAGCUCGACCCCGACCCGUCCAGGGCGUCGAUCCACUGGCUGUCCUCACCGUCGGGGGAGGUGCCCGGAACGUGCUCGACGAAAUGCACCAACGAGGCAUCCGUCAACUGGCUACCGUCGCCGCGCGAGGAGCGCGGCGUGGAUCUUCUCGGCGAUGAGAUCUUUGUCCCGAGGUGCUCUUUGGAGGAUGCGUUCUGGCAAAUCUCCCCCAAAUCCACGGGGCUGUUGAGCUCACCUGUGCUCAAUGGUCUAUUGGACCUUGGCACGCCGGCAUCGGAAUUGUCCGAGACGACACCGUCAUCAGGAUUUCUUCCCCUGCAGAAGACGCCAAGCACCGGUGACAGCCUUAGUCCCUUCUCACUCAUUGUGAAGAGGGCAUCACAAUCACUGUCCUCUAGAGGACUGAAGUCCUUGUGUUCCCAGCAAGGACCAGGCAGCUGCAGCUAUGGCUCGGCAGCUGAUCCGACAGCGAUCUCCGGUGAGUCAUGGAGCAGCAAGUGCUCAGGGCUGACGAGGACUUGCAGUCGCCCUUUGACGAAAAUGGAUCCGGUGGUCGAAUGUCUCGAGAUGAUGGCUCUGUCCCCAAGGCCCGGGGAUGCCGAUUAUUGCGGAAAUGGUGCCUUGCCUGCACCAUUGCCUGACCUUAGCUUCCAGUUUGCAGGUGCUCCAAUGUCUCUGGAAUCCAUAGACUUGACCUCUUUUAAGAGAUCACCUUGUGGCAUAGAAUUGAAGGGGGAGAAGAGUGCAAGUUUUCAGAAACCGGUCCUUGCGGACCCCCGGAUCUCUUGGCGAGAAGGGCUGGUUAGCAGGAUGUUUGACAUGGGUGAUCUGGACUGCUGCAAGUGGUGGUCUGAUGAUGAGGAUGGGCCAGUUUUUCAAGGCAAUGAAGAGGCUUUGCGCGAUACCGAGCUUCAGUCAGUCAUCCCUUCUUGCCUGCAGGAAUGUGGCGACCAAACGGCUGCAGCAUGUGGCUUUGGAUCGGUUGAGUUCAGUUGUAGUGGUGGUGGUGGUGAAAUGUGUAAUGACAGUAAGCCUUCUUCAAACCCAGUUUCAGUUGCAGAGUCAAUGAGAGCAGAAGGAUUCGAGCUCGUGUCGUCCGACGACUCGGAUUGGACUCUCUUCUACAAGAAUGGCUUGUUUGAGUCAUGAGUUUGUCUGAAUUGGAGUGGGGUUUCCCUGUCCAGAGAUGUUGUGUACUAAUUGUAGCAUGAGAAGAACCACUGCGAACACAGGAGUUUGUGUUUGCCUCCCGGCCUUGUACUUUUAAUUUUCUUUUACCAACAUAUGGAGUUUUCUGUUUUUAAACCUUGAGCACCUGUUCAUGUAAAUUACGCUGGUAGAUAGAUUUGUUUUUUGAAUAACUUCUUGUUCAUUUUUAAUCCAGUGGUUGCAAUUCAGAGCAACAUGAGUAAUAUACCAUAUUUUUCUACCUUUCAUUUGAUUAA